AGUACCAGUCUUCAGACAAUCUUCCCGUCCAAUAUGGAAGCCAUUGCUUGACAAUUACUUAUUUUAAAAGAAAAGAAAUAAGUACAGAGACCAUUCACUAAAAAGACAUCACGUAUUAACUCAAGCGACCCUAUGGACCACAAAGUGCUAUUACGGGCGAUUCUCGAUAGCGCGUUGAAAAUUGAACCAAUCGAAACCGCUUUUUCAGGCUGCUUGGUACAGAAAGAAAGUGACAAUGUUGAUGUCGAGGCAUUAUUUCUCAAGCUGUUCAAGCCAUUUUGGGUGAAGCUUCCAGCAGAGUCCCGCGAGACUAUCCUAACAGAGUUUGUGGCCUACAUUCAUCAGCAGAAUAAUCUCAGAAGAAUAGAGUUAUGUUUUGGUUUGCUUGCAAGUCUUGUUGCAAAUAGUGUAGUAUUACCAAGGUCUGUGUGUGAGGCUGUUUUGAAGUCAGAGCAUCUGAAAUUUGAUGAUGAAGUUAAAUGGUGCAAAUCAUUUCAACUUUUAAGGGUAAUUUCAGGCGGUACUGACUACAAGGGCUGCCGAGAUGUACUUAGUCUUGUUUUUCAAAAAUUUAAUUUGAUUCCAAAAGAGCCAGACCCAGCCUAUACAGACCGCAUAGAAUGUGCAGUAAAGGUUGUACAGUAUAUACUUGACAGGAAAGCCUGUCUUCUUCCAGCCUACUUUGUAAUUAAUGAGAUCUUUAAAGAUUUUCCUGAAGGGAAGGCAACCCCACAUUGGUCUCUGAGCAAGCUUCUGUCCGAUUAUGUAGACAGCUUCCGACCUCUUGCUCACAUGGUUACCGUCACGGGCCGUCCACUGCUCCUGCCAAUCAUUGGGCAUCCCAGCUCAUCUAUUGGUGUAUGGAAACUGGAUCCGGCAACACUCAGCUUCCCCAUGAAGGGCUUGCUCCCCUAUAACAAGAGUUUAUUCAAGCCUCAGAAGAACCUUCUCCAGUACGUUAUUGGUCAGCCUUAUUCUCGUGAGAUCAUUUGUUCAAUGCUGGGGCUGAAUAAACAGCAAAAACAGCGCUGUUUGGCGCUCGAGGAACUUCUCGUGGACCUUAUCGUCAUCGCCAUGGAGAAAUCUGAACACGACCAGUCGGGACUUGAUGACACUGCCUGUCAGUUGCUAUGGCAACACCUAUCCAGCCAUCUCAUCUUCUUCGUGCUGUUCCAGUUUGCGAGUUUUCCACACAUGGUGCUAGCGCUUUAUGACAAGUUGCAAGGCCGUAACUUGCGUCAGGGCAGAGAUCAUCUUAUGUGGGUUCUCCUACAGUUUAUAUCUGGAAGCAUCCAGAAAAAUCCGAUUAGUGACUUCAAGCCAGUAAUAAAACUCUUUGAGUUACUGUAUCCUGGGAACGAGCCUCUACCAGAGCCAGAUAUAAAUCAUGCAGAUUCCAUCCACUCACUGGCAAUGGCCUGUAUUUGGAUACAUUUGUCGAAAAAGGCUGAAGGGGAAAACAUCAAGUUCCCGUUUUCAACUUGUCACACCCUCCGCAAACAGCUAGAGUAUAUUGAAAAGUGCUCUGCAAGCAAACCAACCGCGUUAUCAUCUUCAAAUUUCACGAUUCCUUUACUGUGCAAUGCCUAUAGCACGAUACCGAACAAGUUUACUGUGGCUAUGUCAGUCCUGGUCGAGAUGUGUUUUGGAAAUGGUAAACCCAGUACCCCCCUUCCUGGCCCGUCCAACACUGUCGCCGCAAGCCCGACCGUACCAUGUCCUCUUAGCCUGCUGGAUUCGCUUUCAGUGCACGCUAAGAUGAGUCUUAUUCACAGCAUCGUUGCGCGUAUUAUCAAGAUGGCCACAUCUGGGACCUCUCUGGCAUUAGCGCCAGCUCUCGUGGAGACGUACAGUCGUCUUCUGGUUUACAUGGAGAUAGAAUCACUCGGAAUACGGGGAUUCAUCAGUCAUCUUCUGCCAAAUGUGUUCAAGAGUCAAGCAUGGGGCAUCCUGCACACCCUGCUAGAAAUGGUCAGCUAUAGACUACACCAUAUUCCGCCAAACUACAGGGUCACUCUGCUAUCUCACUUGCACACCAUAGGGGCCGUCCAACAAACCAAUCAUAACCAGCUAAACUUGUGCGUUGAGAGUACCGCUCUGCGCCUGAUAACAGGGCUUGGUAGCUCUGAGGUUCAACCGCAGCUUUCCAAGUUCAUAGCUGAACCCAGACAGAUCUUGUCUGCGGAAUCCGAAGAGCUUAAUCGAGCACUGGUUCUAACUAUCGCCAGAUCCAUGCACGUGACAGGAGCCGAGUCUUCCGGUAACUGGUGUGAUGGCAUUCUUGGCGUACUUAUUGCCAACACUCCGCACAGCUGGGCGUCACAUACGCUCGCUUGCUUCCCUCAGCCGCUUCAGCAGUUCUAUAGCGAGAAUCCGACUGACCGACCCGUCAAGACCAAGCAGGCACUACGCAACCACGUGGAGGAGGAGUAUCGACGGUGGAAGUCGAUGACUUCCGAGCACGAAUUGUUGGCACACUUUACUGACCCGACCUUAUCAAAUGUGUUUAUAUGUAUUCUAUGGAAGGUGCUCUUGGACACCGGCAGGCUUAGUCCGCUCUGUCACAAGAUACUCGAGCAACUCGGAGCGCGUGCUCUGUCGAGUCACGUGCGCUUCUUUGCGGAUUUUCUCGUCUAUGAGUUCUCGACAUCAGGAGGAGGCAAACACGUGAACAAGUGUAUUCAGCACUUGAAUGACUUGAUUUGGAAGUACAACGUGGUAACACUCGAUCGCCUGGUUCUUUGCCUGGCACUUCGUAGUCAUGAGGGGAAUGAGGCCCAAGUUUGCUUCUUCAUCAUUCAGUUGCUGCUGCUCAAACCGCAGGAAUUUCGGAAUCGAGUCAACGCCUUUGUGCGGGAGAACUCCCCGCAGCAUUGGACCCAGACGGACUGGCACCAGCGACACAUGGCGUACCAUACGAACUACCCGGAACGGUUCUAUUUCGAGGGACUUCUAGAGGUAGCUGGUAACGCCGUACCUCCCGUGCAGUAUUUACCGAUAUACUUCGGUAACGUAUGCCUCAGGUUCUUACCGGUUUUUGAUAUCGUGAUUCACCGGUUUCUUGAGCUUCCGCCAGUCUUCAAGUCUCUAGAGAGCCUUCUCGACCAUCUCGGCUCACUCUACAAGUUCCACGAUCGUCCCGUGACUUAUUUGUACAACACGCUUCAUUAUUAUGAUGCUUGCCUGCACGAGAAAGCGUCGCUCAAGAAAAAGCUUGUCGGUGCUAUUAUUGGAGCGCAAAGAGACAUACGCCCCCAGGGAUGGUGUCUCUCCAAGGGUUAUGUGGACUUUCUCUCAUGGAGUGACGAAAGCCAAUGGACACCAGACCUUGCCUACUAUUGUAAUUUGAUUGGCCGCGUCGUUGACACCAUCGCUGAACGGACGCCGCCUCCCUUCCCGACAUGCGACUGGCGCUUCAAUGAAUUUCCAAACCCCGCCGCGCAUGCACUACACGUGACUUGCGUUGAGCUGAUGGCGCUUCCGGUUAGCGGCAAGCAGGUCGGCUUCCGGUUGUUUGACGUCAUCUAUCGCGGUAGCACUGUCGUACCGCGCGAAUCCCGGAUGAGGGAUCAGUUAAUGGCCUGGAUAAACGCAGUGGGACUUGUUAUGACGUCACUUCCGGAGGCGUACUGGACGGUGAUUUACGACAAGAUAUGCGAGGUGUUGCAAAAUGACCUUCAGUCCAAGGAUGUAUCUCCCUCGCCCAUAAUCCACGAAGAGACGUUUCGCCCCGCCAUGUUCCCCUACUCUUUUUUCGACUUUGAGACCAACGUUGCCAUGCACUCCGAGACUCACGCGGACUACGUCAUGGCACUCACGCAUGCGCUAUGGCACCACACUAGCAUUGGUCAGCUGACACUUGUACCCCAAUUGUUGCGGUCCCGUAUCUCGCCGCUGGUCGGUAACGAGGCUCAGUUUCUUUAUCUGUGUCGGCUUGUUGGACCGUUCCUUCAGCGAUUCCAGCAGGAGAGGACACGCUGCCUUCAGGAGGUCGUUAUUGAGCUCUACCAUUUGCUUGAGAAGAUCGACAAGGAAGCGCAGCAUCUUUACCACAUCGACAUCAUUUGCGACUUUAUGUACCACAUCAAGUACAUGUUUGUUGGAGAUCUCAUCAGAGAACAAGUCCAGAAAGUCAUCCCUAUGUUACGCCACUCAUUACAAGUCAGGCUUAGGUUUAUGACACAGACUUCGGUCAAACGAGAAGAGACCACGUGAAACGGUAAAGAUAACACGUGACCAGACGUAAAUCACCCCAAGUUUCGCCUACUCGCUACAACUCCGGUCAAACUAGAAGAGACCAAGUGAUAAGCCCACGUGAUAGAAUAAAUGUUCACGUGAUAGGGUCUGACAGCAGGUGAACAGCAGUCGCAUCAAUAAUAUCCCUCGCCUAAAAGUGUGAAGAACAUUUGAAUCACAAGGCGUUUUCCAGCCGGCGGAAGGCUGUACAAGACAGAAGCUAUGAUAACUCAGUAAUGGAACAUAUCUUCGAUCACAUAGUGACCUUAUGUAUGAUAUACACCUUGUAGAUAAAGUAUCAAAAUAA
This is a messenger RNA of Nematostella vectensis (starlet sea anemone), 4543 nucleotides long. Its product is annotated as mediator of RNA polymerase II transcription subunit 23. The record is from RefSeq and is a predicted model, not a curated record. Gene Ontology annotation, cellular component: transcription regulator complex; mediator complex. The transcript is spliced from 38 exons. Lineage: Eukaryota; Metazoa; Cnidaria; Anthozoa; Actiniaria; Edwardsiidae. Bases 133 to 4215 code for a protein of 1360 amino acids. Gene Ontology annotation, biological process: regulation of transcription by RNA polymerase II; positive regulation of gene expression.